GGACGGUUUAUAAAAUGACCAAAUUAUCACUUCUACAAUAAAUUAUGCUCCUCCAUUGUCGCCAUUCUGAAGCUGCGUUGUCUUCAAGAUUGCCCUUCUUCUGGAUCUAUUCUCAUGGACUGGAAAAUCUCUCCAUCGGCUUGAAGACCUCCUCCUCGUCCUCCAGACUGAUUCGUGGGUGGCAGGGCCGCCGACUGAAGCUACCGGACUAGAAUCUGGCAUCCAUUAAUGGCUCCAUGCCGUUACUGGUAGUUACUACCUUCGCUUUAGGGGUUGGUUUGUUGGAUUUGUUUCCUGGGUUGGGCUAUUGUUUUAGCCUUGUUGUCAGCUUUGGACUUGACUGUUUACAUUCUACUUUGCCUUAUGGCCCAAUUGUAUAUAUCUUUUAAUCAAUGCUUUAAUUUUCGAAAAAAAAACAAAAAAAAAUUACUUAUAAAUAACCAAACUAUCAAACACCCCAUUAUUGGGUUACAACAUUGAUGUCCAACCAGUUCAACCUUUCUAUUACACCAAGCUUCAAUCAUAUUACUUAUUUCCUGAAUCAUUGGUCUCAGACUAAGGAUCUUAGAGCCAUUAAGAAACUUCAUGCUCAUCUUCUAAGGACUGGAUUACUCUUCAUCUCUCUUAACCUCCACACGAAACUCAUAUGCACAUACACAACAUGCCUUCACAGAAACAACCUUCAAAUUCUCAAAAACUUCUCCCACUGCAUCAACCCCAACAACCCAUUACCAUUCAAUUCGAUUAUAUCUGAUUUUUAUCGAAAUGGGUAUCCAUUUCUCGCUCUCCAUACCUUCUCUUUCAUGCACAUCAAUGGUGUUCCUAUAGACACCUACGCUUUGUGUAGCUCUUUAACAGCUUCAUCUGGUUCUAGAAGUGUUAGAUUUGGUAAACAAUUACAUGCCUAUGUGGAGAAAUCAGGUUGGUUGGCAAGUGUGUUUGUUGGCAGUGCUUUGAUUGAUUUAUAUGCGAAAUCGAUACUUAUCAAUGAUGCAUCAGAGAUGUUCGAUGAAAUUCCUGUUAAGAAUACUGUGUGUGCAAAUGCACUCUUAGCAGGUUUUGCUGAAGCAAAGAUGUGGGAUGAGGGAAUUGAAGUAGUACGGAAAAUGCGGGUUUUGAACUUGAAAUAUGAUAAUUUUACAUUGUCAGCAGUGUUACGUGCAUGUGCAGGGCUAUCUGCAAUAGAAUUUGGUAAGCAGGUACAUGCAAAUGUGAUUCGUACGGUUUCUGAUUUGGGAGCUGAUGUGUUUCUGCAGAGUUCAUUGAUUGAAAUGUAUGGCAAGUGUGGGUUAGUAGAGAAGGCGCGACAAGUCUUUAGUAUGGCAGGAUUUGGAUGGGGAAGAGGGAGAAAGAGGGAUGUUGUUUUAUGGACAUCAAUGCUCGGUGUAUAUGGAAGAAAUGGGCAGUGCAAAGAAGUGAUCGGAUUUUACAGAGAGAUGUUGAUGGAAGGUAUAAGGCCUGAUGGGGUGGCAUUUGUGACAGUCAUCUCAGCUUGUGGUCACGCUGGCCAAAUAAAUCUUGGGAUUAAGUAUUUCGAAUCCAUGGCUCGGGACUUCAAUUUGGAACCUGGCCCUGAGCAUUACGGUUGUUUGGUCGAUUUGCUUUGUAGGGCUGGUGAGUUGGACAAGGCAUGGAAGCUGGUGAAUGAGAUGCCCAAUAUAAAGAAUGGAAGUUGCAGUGUCACAAUGUGGGGUGCUCUACUUAGUGCUUGUAAUGAUUGUGGAAAUAUUGAUUUGGGUAAAUUAGCUGCACGAAGGGCACUUGAGUUGGAUCCUAAGAAUGUUGGGAUUUACGUCUUGUUAUCAAAUAUGUAUGCUAGGUUUGGCAUGUGGAAUGAGAUAGGGCAGUUGAGGGAGUUGAUGAAAGAAAGAGGUUUAAAGAAAGACACUGGAUGCAGCUGGAUAGAGUUCACAAGUUGACCUAAAGAUAUUCAAAUUUAAGACAAUGGUGCAGCUGGAUGGAGUUCAAAACUUGAAUUAUAGGGAAUUGUCUCCUAAGAAGAAUAGCUUUUGUUUUUCCUUUUGGUUUAAAGAAAGACAAUGGAUGUAGGCAUAACUUGUUUAUACAUUUCACCCUAUUCUUAAUGAAUUUGCAGGCGCUUAUUUACUGACU
This is a messenger RNA of Cornus florida, 2112 nucleotides long. Its product is annotated as pentatricopeptide repeat-containing protein At3g12770-like. The transcript has a single exon. Lineage: Eukaryota; Viridiplantae; Streptophyta; Magnoliopsida; Cornales; Cornaceae. Gene Ontology annotation, molecular function: RNA binding; protein binding. Bases 480 to 1919 code for a protein of 479 amino acids. Gene Ontology annotation, biological process: RNA modification. The record is from RefSeq and is a predicted model, not a curated record.